This is a messenger RNA of Anoplopoma fimbria (sablefish), 933 nucleotides long. RefSeq names its product melanocortin receptor 5. Gene Ontology annotation, molecular function: G protein-coupled receptor activity. The record is from RefSeq and is a predicted model, not a curated record. The transcript has 2 exons. Bases 1 to 933 code for a protein of 310 amino acids. Gene Ontology annotation, biological process: positive regulation of Rho protein signal transduction; phospholipase C-activating G protein-coupled receptor signaling pathway. Gene Ontology annotation, cellular component: membrane. NCBI's taxonomy places the organism in Eukaryota, Metazoa, Chordata, Actinopteri, Perciformes, Anoplopomatidae.
AUGGCUGACAGCAACACAGUGACACCAUCUGUCGCAGUUUCCAUCAACGUCACUGGCAACCUCACUGGCAACCUCACUGGCAACCUCACUGGCAACGCCACCACACCCGUUGCUGUCCAUGUAGCCCAAGUGAUUAGCUGGUUGACGUUGAGCAUUGGGCUGCCCGCCAUUGGACUGGCUAUUUACACCCUCAAGAAUCUGUCCAAAGGUGGGAACAAAAUUCCCAUGCAUGUCAUGUUCCUCCUGGUCUCUGACGUUCUCAGUUUGUUUGGCCGUCCCAGUGUGGACCAGGACAUGGAGACUGAUACCGGGUUCUCCUCAAACCCUACCGAACUCAUCUUCUAUUUUGGUGUCGUCGCCAACGUCACCCUCAUGCUGUUCAUAGCUCAGGAGCACCAUCUCGUGGUGGCCUACCCGCAGUGUCUUGGCUGCUGCAGCAGCAUCAGGCAUUCACCUGCAGUCACCUUGGUGACGUGGGCGGCUCCGUUCGCCAUCUUGGCCCUCGCCGUGUUGCAGUACGACCUCUGGUUCGCUGUGUCUCUGCUCGCUCCCUUUCCCUUCCUCCUCUUCUUUGCUGUGGAUUCCUGGAGGGCCCUAAUCUGCUCUAGAUCUAACCCAAAAACCCCAGAGAGGAGGAGGUCGGUGUGGGGGAUCGCUGCAAUCUGGGCCAACUACACCCUCCUCUACGUUCCCUUCAUCCUCAGCAUCCUCCUGAAGGCUCUGUCCUUUACGGAUACGGUCACAUACCUAGGGCUGGUGUCUCACCUGCUGCUCUACCUCAGCCCUUUGGUGGACCCCUUCCUCUACAUGUUCAUGACCAAAGGGCUCAAAGAGGUGAUGCAGGCGCUGCCCUGCUGCCAAAACCGAAGACGGAGAGAGAACAGCACAACCACUGUGGCUACUGUGGCUGAGAGUGUGGAGACAAGGCUUUGA